AUGGAGAUCAGCAGCGACAACAUCCUUCGGACAGAAUCCAAAGCCAAGGCCGGGAAGCCUCCCACAAGGCUACAAGCUCAAGCGCCCGCGUCUCUUCGGCUUGAUCAGAUGACAUUCUCUGCCCCUGCCCCUGCCAAUGUCCUUCCUGCCGGUGAUACUUCCAGGGCAAUUCCAUUGUUGUCGCCACUUGUUCUUUCGCCACAACUGUUGCAGGAUUCGACAGAGAAGUUGACGUGUGGACAUGAUCAGAGUAACGAACACCAAGAAGAGGGAACGGCAGACAAGACCAACAAUGGAGGUUCAGGUGAAAGUGGAUGGCAACAUCAGGAGGCGGCUACGUUUGCGGAUCCUUCUUCUCUGUUUAGUUUCUUUCAGUCGCAGUGCAUGAUCGUGAACCCUGCUCAGUGA
Molecule: messenger RNA, 408 nt
Organism: Morus notabilis
Lineage: Eukaryota; Viridiplantae; Streptophyta; Magnoliopsida; Rosales; Moraceae
Exons: 1
Coding region: 1-408 (135 amino acids)
Source: RefSeq, a predicted model, not a curated record